Aphidius gifuensis is the source of this 4190-nucleotide messenger RNA. It is a transcript of the gene Pld, whose product is annotated as phospholipase D1. The coding region runs from base 441 to 4070 and encodes 1209 amino acids. The transcript has 3 exons. The record is from RefSeq and is a predicted model, not a curated record. Gene Ontology annotation, molecular function: D-type glycerophospholipase activity; phosphatidylinositol binding. Gene Ontology annotation, biological process: cell motility; phosphatidic acid biosynthetic process; intracellular signal transduction. Lineage: Eukaryota; Metazoa; Arthropoda; Insecta; Hymenoptera; Braconidae.
UAAAAUUUUUUUUUUAAUUUAUUAAUAACAAUAAUAUAUUUAUAUCAAUUUAUCCAACUAAACAAUUAUAUUUUUUGUUUAUUUUUUGCAAUAUUGUUUAUUUUUUUAAUUGUUGAGUGCUAACAAUAAUAAUAAUAAUUUUAAAUAUAUAAUUAAAUCAUUGUUAUUUAUAUAAAAAAAAUAAAUUAAUAAAUAAAUUAUAACCAUAUUUAAAGAUAUAAUUUUAUUGGAUAAUAUUAGUCACUAGUUGGUUGUUGAAGUUUUUUAUAAUGAACAUACCAUAUUUAGUUGUACAAGUUAGUUAAAACAAUGCCGAUUGUUUUAAAAAUAAUAAAUAAUAAUUAAUUUAAAUGAAUAGUUUAAAGAAAAAUUAAUUUAAAAAAGUGUGAUAUUUUAUUUUUUCCUUGACAAGUCUUGUUUAGAUUAAAAAAUAAACAACAAUGUAUAAUAAUGAUGAUCAUGAUAAUCCAAUUGACUCUGAUGACAAUAAUGACGACCAUGGUUUAUCACAUGAUUCUGAAUAUGAUGAUGAACUUGGUGUACCAGAUUCACUAGAUGUAACUGUACUUCCUGAUGAAGGACUAAUAAAUCUUCCAAAUUCAAGUGAAAAAAAUAUUCAACAACAAAAACAACAAGAAGAAAAAAUAAAAAAUAUAAAAAAAGGAAAUUCAUUUGAUGCUGUACAUAUACCACCACUUAAAUUUAAAAAUCAAAAUCGUAAUGUAUUUAUACAGGGUGAAGAUAUUAUUGUUAAAAUAAUAAAUAAUGAAAGAAGUGUAACAACACAUCCAGUUAAUCCAAAUUUAUAUACAAUUGAAUUUACACAUGGACCAUUUACAUGGACAGUUAAAAAACGAUAUAAACAUAUACAAUAUUUACAUAAUCAAUUAAAAAUAUAUCGUGCAAGUCUUCAUAUUCCAUUUCCAACAAAAAAUCAUAGAGAACGUAGAAAUAGUUUAAAAAAUUUAGAAAAUUUACGUGAAAAUAAAAAUAAAAAAGGUGCAUUGCCAAGAUUUCCAAAUAAACCAGAUGGUCUUGUUGCAUCUGAACAUGUUGCACAUAGAAUGAAAGUACUGGAAGAUUAUUUAAAUAAUCUUUUAAAAAUAGCAAUAUAUAAACAUCAUUCAGAGACAAUAAGUUUUCUUGAAUUAUCAUAUUUGUCAUUUAUAAAUGAUCUUGGUGACAAAGGAAAAGAAGGAUUAAUUAUGAAACGUACUGGUUCAAGUUCAAAACAUGGUUGUAAUUUUUGUGGUUUAAUUGAAGGAAUGUGUUGUAUUCGUUGUAGUUAUUUUUGUACAUCAUUUUGUGGUAGUUGGCAUACAAGACAUCUUGUUGUUAAAGAUACAUUUAUUGCAUAUAUUAAUCCAAAAAAUGGACAAAUUAAAUCAGUUAUAUUAAUGGAUAAUGGAUUUGAAGUUAGCUCUGGUAUUUAUUCAACUGGGCUGAGAAAUGGUUUACAAAUAACAAAUUCAAGUAGACAUAUUGUCAUUAAAUGUUGGACAAGAAGAAAAGCCAAAGAGUGGCUUGAAUUUAUUCAAAAUAUUGCCAUCACUAGAGGUAAAUAUUUUAUUCAAUCAAAUCCACAUGGUUCAUUUGCUCCAUAUCGUUCAUCAACAUCAGCAAGUUGGUUUGUUGAUGGUGCUAAUUAUAUGUCAGCAGUUGCUGAUGUUCUUGAAGCAGCUAAAGAAGAAAUAUUUAUUGCUGAUUGGUGGUUAUCACCAGAAAUAUAUAUGAAACGUCCAAUAAUAAAUGGUGAUUAUUGGCGUCUUGAUAAAAUACUUUUACGUAAAGCACAAGAAGGUGUUAAAGUAUUUAUUAUGAUAUAUAAAGAAGUUGAACUUGCACUUGGUAUUAAUUCAUUUUAUAGUAAACAAAAAUUAGUUGAAAAAUGUCCAGAAAAUAUAAAAGUAUUGAGACAUCCAGAUCAUGCAAGAGUUGGAAUAUUUUUAUGGGCUCAUCAUGAAAAAAUUGUUGUUAUUGAUCAAUCAAUUGCAUUUAUUGGUGGUAUUGAUCUUUGUUAUGGUCGUUGGGAUACAAAUGAACAUCGUUUAACUGAUUUAGGAUCUGUUCAUCAAUCAAGUAUAUAUAUUCCAACAAGAGGUAAAGUAACAACAUCAAGUAGUAAAAAAGGUGGUAAAAAAUUAGUUGAUAAAAAUGUUUUUUUACCACUUGCUAUUGCAACAAAUACAAUUGCAAUGGCAACAACAAAAUGUAUACCUGUAUUACCACUUCCAAAAAUUAAAUCAACAAUUAAUUCAACACCAGUUAAAAAAAUUAUAUUACAACAACAACAACAAGAUGAACAAUUUGAACAAUAUGAACAACCACAACAAUCAUUUCAACAUCAACAACAACAACAGCAGCAACAACAAAAUCAACAACAAGUAUCAAUACAACAAUCAACAAGUUGUGGCUAUGAUAAUCCUAGAUUUUUAUCACCAUCAUCAUCAUCACAAGAGAUUGAACAUUUAAAAUGUAAUACACCAGAUCCACAAAAAAAAAAUAUAUUUGACAUGGCAAGAACAACAGUUGAUAAAGUUAAACAAAAUGUUAAAAUAAAAAGACAAGAAUUUAUAAAUAUGGUUUAUAGUAAUAAUGAAAUAAGUAGUAGUGAUGAUGAAGAUGAAAUUGAUAAUGCAGGAUAUAAUAAUCGUAAUAAUUUUAAUAUAACAGAACCAAUUGAUGUUGAAGAAGUAUUAAAAAAUAAUGCUGAUAUAUUAUCUGGUUUACCUGGUGCUGCAAAAUUAUGGCUUGGUAAAGAUUAUACAAAUUUUGUUGUUAAAGAUUUUUAUAAAUUAGAACAACCAUAUCAAGAUUUAGUUGAUAGAUCAACAACACCAAGAAUGCCAUGGCAUGAUAUGGGAAUUGUUGUACAAGGUUCAUCAGCUCGUGAUAUUGCUCGACAUUUUAUACAACGUUGGAAUGCAAUUAAAGUUGAAAAAGCUAAAUUACAUAUGAGUUAUCCAUUUUUAUUACCAAAAUGUUAUAAUAAUAAUUUUACAAAUUUUAUGGAUAAAAUUUUUUUAAAUGAAAAAUUUUAUAAUGUUAAAUGUCAAAUAUUGAGAUCAAUAAGUUCAUGGUCUGCUGGUUUAUUAGAAUCUGAUGUUAUUGAAGAAAGUAUACAUCAAGCAUAUAUUGAUGCAAUAACAAAUUCGGAAAAAUAUAUUUAUAUUGAAAAUCAAUUUUUUAUAACACUAGCAACAAUGGAACGUCAUCCAGUUAAAAAUAGAAUUGGUGAAACAUUAUUAAAACGUAUAUUACGUGCACAUCGUGAAGGUUCAGUAUUUCGUGUAUUUAUUAUAAUGCCAUUAUUACCUGGUUUUGAGGGUGAAAUUGGUGGACCAACUGGUACAACAUUACAUGCAAUAACACACUGGAAUUAUGCAUCAAUAUCACGUGGUAAAGAUGCAAUUAUAAAUCGUUUAAUUGAAUCUGGUAUUAAAAAUCCAAGUGAUUAUAUAACAUUUCAUGGAUUACGUACACAUGAUAUGUUAAAUGGUACACUAGUUACUGAACUUAUUUAUGUACAUAGUAAAUUAAUGAUUAUUGAUGAUAAAACAAUUAUUUGUGGUUCAGCAAAUAUUAAUGAUAGAAGUAUGAUUGCAACAAGAGAUUCAGAAAUUGGUAUUAUUAUACAUGAUUUAGAAUUUGAUGAUGGUAAAAUGAAUUUAAAUAAUUAUCCAAGUGGUAAAUUUGCUGGUUCAUUAAGACGACAAUUAUUUCGUGAACAUCUUGGUUUAAUAUGGAGUAAAGAAAAAAUUGAUAUACAAGAUCCAAUUAAAAAAACAUUUUAUGAAGAUAUUUGGCGUAAAAGAAGUCAAAAAAAUACACAAAUAUUUGAAGAUAUAUUUCAAUGUAUACCAUCUGAUAAAGUUAAAAGUUUUGCUGAACUAAAAAUAUAUCAAAAAAAACCUGGUUUAGGAAUAACUGAUCCAGAUGCAGCCAAGGAAAUGUUGACUGGUUUGAGAGGACAAAUUGUUGAUAUGCCUUUAGAAUUUUUAAAAGAUGAAACACUGACACCUGCAGUCAGUACUGUUGAAGGAAUAUUGCCAACGUCAUUGUGGACAUGAUGACUUAAAUUACAUAAUUAUUAAUAAUUAACAUUCCUUCAAAUGAUUGCAGGCAAUGCUCAGAAGUUUAUUUUUAUAACUUGCUAUUUUUUAAAAGCAUUUGUGAUGUAAAUUAAUGAA